AUGGGGAUGUUGCUAGAUUUGUUCUUCUUUUUGCUCAUCCAUUCUCAACUUCUCAUUUCAUCUUCUUCGUCUUCUCCUCCAGUACUCCAGUGCAAUCCUGAUGAAAGAUCCGCCCUUCUCCAACUCAAGACCUCAUUCAAAUUUGUUGCUGAUGGAAGUUUGAGCUGUGCUCGUUUGAACAAAAAUAGAACUUCACACGAUGCAACAACCUUGUGGAAUGAGCAAACUGAUUGUUGCACAUGGGAGGGAAUUACUUGUGUCGUUUUUGGCAAUGUCAUCGCUUUAGAUCUGAGUUGUGGCAGCCUUCAAGGCACAACAAGCUCCAACACCACUCUCUUCAAACUACACCAUCUCUAG
Messenger RNA from Humulus lupulus (European hop), 357 nucleotides. Its product is annotated as receptor-like protein 35. Bases 1 to 357 code for a protein of 118 amino acids. The transcript has a single exon. NCBI's taxonomy places the organism in Eukaryota, Viridiplantae, Streptophyta, Magnoliopsida, Rosales, Cannabaceae. The record is from RefSeq and is a predicted model, not a curated record.